Messenger RNA from Falco peregrinus (peregrine falcon), 9939 nucleotides. It is a transcript of the gene GAB3, whose product is annotated as GRB2 associated binding protein 3. Lineage: Eukaryota; Metazoa; Chordata; Aves; Falconiformes; Falconidae. The record is from RefSeq and is a predicted model, not a curated record. The transcript has 11 exons. The coding region runs from base 3410 to 5365 and encodes 651 amino acids.
CUUCUAAUACUCAGCUCCUAAGGUUGAGGUAUAACUGUGAUAGGGCUGGGGACAUCUCACCUGAGUGGAAAGAAGAGCUGAGUUAUCCAGACAGUCAUCUAACUACACGAGGUCUUGGCAGCUUUGACCUGUUCUUUUGAAACUCAUGUCUGUCUAUGCUAUAUAUUUGGCUUACUAUUAUUCCUGGAUUUGCUUAGCUUUUUGGUGAAAAUGUCAUUAAUUACUGAUUUAUUUCAGUGGAAUAAGGAGUCCAACUGUGUAUGCAUAGUGUAUUUAGGGGUUUCAAUGCUUAUAAUUGCUCUUCCCUGAAUAAGAUGCUGUUGGGAAGAUUCUUAGUUUCACAGUGUCAAGCCAUUAAUUAAUCAAGGACCAAACCAGAAGCACAGCACUGUGGAGAAGAUUCUUAGGUAUCGAAAGUCACUGAUCGUAAAGCUCUGUGGAAGCAGUGCCUGGCUGCGGUUGGGGAACUUGUCUCCCAGUUACACAUUCCCCUGGCUGUGAAUCCAAUGCUGCUACUUUUUCCCUGUGCAAAGACGAGGCACAGCCACUGGAUGAGUCAUGGAUCUGUGCUCAGCUGUGUCUGACACAUGGAACUCUGGAGCAGGACAGAGGUAGCAGCUUUGUAGUGUGGGACUGCAAGGCACACACACAUAAAAAAAAAGUCUUACACUCAGUGCAGCCCAAACCUUGAAGGUCUCUUUAGAGGCCUUUGGCUGUGCUGCUUUUGACUCUACCCAGCCAGCCCCACCUCUCCCAUAUUCUUCCUUCUGGUGUUUUUAAUGGCUAACCCUCAUCAUCCAUACAGGUGCUUCCCUGACCUCUUUGGGUGGCUGUGACCUGUGCUAGCCCACCUAAAAGCAAAGUAGCCACAGGCACUGGGAGUGGCAAACAAACAGAAGGAUCUCUCAUUGCUGUUUCUCUUCCUUGAACUGCAGGUUGUUUAAUCACAUGUUGCAAAACAGAUUGUGGAGUGGGGUCGUUUUGCCUUUCAGCAGGGCUGUGGUGCUGGAACUGUAGAGGAGCAGAGCUGCUUGUCUCAGAAGGUGUUUCUAACACAGAGCAUGUGACAUCUAUCACAUAACACCAUGACAAAACCGUGCUUCUAACACAGAGCUCAAGCAAUUUGUGAAGUGAAAUUAGUCAGAGGUAUAUGUAAUGCUCUUUGAUUUAAAUGUGGAUUAGAAAGUAUGUACAGUAACAGUCCAUUUCUAAAGACAUUGAUUCUUUACAGCAAAAGAAUGAAAGUGAAAAUAUCCUGAAGAACAAUAAAACAAAGAGUACUGUAGUUCGGCUCUGAAAAAAUACCAAAGUUUUGCACUGGGUGCAAGAAGUGCUAUGGGGAAGGUGCAUGGGAUUAUUUUAGUGCUUCAUUCAUCUUCUGUUGUAUGUUAUGGGUCUGAUUUGCACCUGAUUUUGCACUCAAGAAAAUCCUGAGUUCCUCUUUUAGCUGUCAAAUAGGAAUGAACAUAGAAUCAGCCAUGGAGAAGGAGUCUUAGAUUAAGCAAAUGUGAGGUCCUAAUCUAGCUCUCUUUCAAGGCAGUUAUUCUGCUUGAUUUUUAGUAAGGAUUGAAAUAAACUAUAAUGGAGAGGAGACUCAGGUUACAGGGGCAAAAUUAGCAUUCAGAGAGAUGGAAAAAGAUGUCCUAUGGCAUAUUUAAAAUACCAGCAGGAUAGUCUUCUACUGGAUUUAUUGAAAGAUGAGUACCCAAAUAUCCCCAAAUUCCUAGAUAGGCUUAAAACUGUCUUCAUUUUUUUCAGUAAAUCAUUGUGUAAAUUAUGUAUAUUGUAACUUCAUGACAGUAGCAGUGUAAUAAUAUUAGUAACUACUGUCAUUCUCAACUUUUGUUAAGUAAUAAGAAAGUCACAGAAUAAAAUAUAAACAUAUGUGAUGGGCUUAAAAAAAUAAAUUCAAACAAUCAGUAAGACCAGAAGCUCUGUAAGUGCCAAAUUAUUGUUGCAGAAGUAUUCUUUUUAUCUAUGGGUCAUGAUUUCCAAGAAAUGAGUGAAAAAUGUAAACACUUCCAAGCAUUUGUCCCUUUGGGCACAGAGUGUAUUAAACAACAACAACAAAAAAUACUUCAUGGACAGAAAAGAAUUGUUGGCCAGAGCAUUUUAGUCAGAUGCCAACAACGCCUGACUUGAUGAACAAGCAAGAGAAAAACUUGGAAAUGUUUUUAUCACCUGAUUCAUGGAAAUUCUCCAUUCACCUGAGUUUUAAAAUGAAGCCUCCUUCAAGUUCAAGGAAACAAACUGGAAAUGUUUUUCUGUAGUAGAAUUCAAAGCAGGAGGUGGUUGUGGUAAUUACUGGCAAGCAAAUAGUAAAUACUCUCAGAGGUGAAAACCACAGAGCUGGAAAUCAUGCCUCUGCUAAGCUGGGUCAGAUUCCAUGCUUGAUUACACUGCAUGAAUAAAUUCUUGAAAAUUAUUAUUUCAGAAGUGAAAAAAUAAUCUGAAUUCUUACUUUUGCAAAGCGGGGCAGAAAUAUGUGGAAGAACAUGGCAUCAUUAGUUUGCUGCAUUAUUGGUUUAGAGGUGCCCUUUUGAGUCAUACAGGUACAAAUAUCCCAUUGCUCCCAGGCUAAUUGUAAGAUUUCUAAGAUCAUACAAGUUAUUUAAGCAUCUAAAUCCAUUUUGUUUCCUGUGUCAGCUCUUUGUUGUUGGUUUGAUCCCACAAUAAAAAGUCAAUCAGUAUAUUAAGUAUAGGCUGAGAAUCCAUGCUGAUGGGGUGAAUGAAAAUUGGCAGCACCCAAGUCUUUUGUUGAUCUGAACAUUAAAUAACGGCAUUAGGACUGUUUCAUCUAGAACAAGAAUCACAUUGGUAUCCCAUAAAAAUCACUACGGUUGCUCUUUCUCUUUCAAAUCUCUCUAAACCCAGCUGAGCAAAUAUUGUAACUUUUGGAGCUGCCGGCUGGCAAUAGCAAUGCUUUGUGUUUCACCUCAAGUCUUCAUCAGUCCAACUUCUGCUCUGCACACAGCUAUGGCUGUGCCACAGGAAGGAUCAAAAUCAGAGCAAAAUUCUUCGAGUUGUAUCUGGUAUAGACCAAGACCAUCAGAAACCACAAAUUUCAGGCAGUGUAAAGUGCAAGACCAGAAAGUGGCCAAGGCAUUUCUGUCUGUUGCAAUCCUUCAAAUUUCCCCAACCAAAUACAGUUUGCUGGGCAAGGGGUUGUGUUGUAAAAAUCUCCUUUGUCUUCUUUGGAAGCUUUUUCAGUUUUCCUCCACAUCUUACAGUCAAUCCAUCAGCUCUCUGGAAAGACUAGUUUUCAGCCUACUUCCAUGGUCUGAGACCUUACAUUGUAUUGCUUAUCUUUAUCGUGCACAGUAUGCAUGGUUUUUGUAUGUGUCUGAUUAUUCUUGUAACCUGCUGAAAUCAGAAAAGGAAUUUUUCCCCUUGUUUCACUAAGGCCAGGAUGCCAUUCAUCGUCUUCCUGUGUGAUACUGUUUUCUCUGUUUAUUGUCUUCCCUCUAAAACAAAGUCUUUAGGAACAGAAGAGGCACUUCCCUUGGCAUACCCCUGGGAAACAGCUCCCUGGUAUUUUGUGAUGGCUUCUAACAAAAACAUCAAGGCAUGGCGGAAGCGCUGGUUCGUGCUGCGCAGAGGCCGCAUGAGCGGGAACCCAGAUGUGCUGGAGUACUACAGGAACAACCACUCCAAAAAACCCAUCCGGAUCAUUGACCUCAACGAGUGCGAAGUGCUGAAGCACUCGGGACCCAACUUCAUCAAGAAGGAAUUUCAGAACAACUUUGUCUUCAUUGUGAGAACCACCUACCGCACCUUCUACCUGGUAGCCAAAACCGAGGAGGAGAUGCAGAUCUGGGUGCACAACAUCAGCCAGAUCUGUAACUUUGGACAUCUAGAAGAUGGUACAGCAGAGGCUGUCUUCAUCACUGUCUGCAGGAGAGAUGCUGCAGCCCUGCAGGAGCGGGGGACCCCAAAGCAAGGUUCAGUGGAGAGCCUGUCUCACACGACCUCGUCCCCACAGCCAUCACCGGCUGCCUCCACCCAUGCCUCCCGCAUUGCUGAUCCCUCCUUCUCGGUCGACCAUGCUGCUGCUGACGCGUCUGCUGCGGAAGAGACCCCCAGCGAGUCAGAGUCGGUCUUCCUCCCUGACUACCUCUUCCUCUCCAACUGCGAGUCGGGCAAGCUCAGCCACAACAGGUGUGACAGCUGGUCGAAUUCAGACAGAUCUCUGGAGCAAACCUCAUCGGAUGAUGUUUUUGUCGACUCCUUGCAGUCCCAGCCCUCCUUGUACCUUGUACAGCCAUCCAGCGCUGGCACUGUGCACCAGGAUGGGGCCCCACUGGCAAAUCCCAGCACUGUGUCCAGGAACAUAGACAUUAGUGGGCCACCCAGUGACUUUUCCUCCUCUUCUCCACUGUUGGGGACACCGCUGACACCAACCUUUCAGAUUGACAAGAGCCAAAACGCACUGCCCUACGGUGUAACCCAGCUGGACGUCCUGUCCAACACCCCCCCACCACGGCCACCCAAGCCAACCCACUUCUCAGACAGGAGAGGGGACGAGGUGGGUGGUGGAGCCCUCCAGAAUGGGCACGCAGGGAUCUGCCGGGCUCAGGUUGCUCUGGUGCCCAGGAGGAUCUCCUUGUCCAGCUUGGACAACGUGAGGAACUGGAAAGCAGACAUGGAAGGCAGUUCCUUAAGAAGUCGGGAUAAGAGGCUUAGCUUGAAUUUGCCCUGUCGGUUCUCCCCGCUCUACUCGACCGCUUCAGACAGCACGGAGGACAGCUAUGUGCCCAUGCGCCCCAGCACCUCUCCCUCCGCGCCUGGCUCCGACUGUUCACCCGACGGCUACAUCCCCAUGAGCCCCGGCUCAGCCACGUUUACCUUCCCUGUCGUCAGCACUGAAAAACUCACCAGCCCAUUACCUGAGCUUCCCUCGGACCUGGAGCCCCCUCCAGUGAACCGAGACCUCAAGCCUCGUAGGAAAUCGCGGCCACCCCCUCUGGACUUGAGGAACCUCUCCACAAUCCGGGAGCAUGCUGCCGUGACCAGGAUGUGGACUGUGCCUUACAAUCGAAUGAGCUUUAUCUCACCAGAAAGAGACGGUAUUAAUUCAGCAAGAAUAUUUGCCAAUUCAGUUUCCGGAGAAGAGGAAGAAAGUUACAUUCAUAUGGAACACAGACAGGCAACAUCUCCAUACAGUGGUGCUUUUCCAUGGACAAGGAAAUCUAACCUUGAUUACUUAGCAUUGGAUUUUAAUUCUGCUUCCCCAUCCCCUGUACAGAAGAAACCUUUUCUCUCAGAGGAGCAGAGAGUGGACUAUGUCCAGGUGGAUGAACAGAAGACUCAAGCUUUACAGAACACUAAGCAGGAAUGGACAGAUGAGAGACAAUCAAAAGUCUAAAGGAAGAAGCUUUGGGAUCUGGAGGAUAUAUAUAUUUUUUUUUUUGCACUGGAACCACAAUGUUAAUGAAGCAGCUAUCACAGUAGAGUUCAAAGGCAGAGAGUUGUAAGUGGCUUACAGUCCGUAGAGGAAUGGCCUUUUUAAUGGAAACCUUUGAUUUCAGCUGGAAAUAGUAUGUUGAAUGAGUGAGUGGUUCACUGAUGAUUAAAGUAAUGCAUUACCCUUUUUACUGCCCUUACCAGUAAGCUACAUGGUACCAUUUUUUGGCAUGAUUCUGCGACGAGUCAUACAUUUAACGUUAACAAAUCCACUACAAGUUGCAUUAAUCUAGUUAGUCCUGCCUUCUCCUGUGUUGCAUAAUUCCUAGUUGCUAAAGCUAUUUUUUUAUAUUCCUACAAAUACUGCGGGUGCUCAGAGUGCUUUUAUGGCAGCGAGCAUCUGACAGGUAUUGGUGACUAAUCAACUAAGGGCUAAAAUACUGAAACAAUAAAAAGAACUUUUUAAAUACUUAGUGCUUAAGCGAAGAGGAUUUUGGAAAAUAUUUUUCCCCUUUUAAAAGUCUGACUCUGACCUGAUGCUGUCAGAAAACUCCAAACAGCACUACGUACUGAGGGGACUGGAAUGCCUGGUCUUUGACCCUCUGGGCGACGGUCAUUGUAUUAAGCUUCUUCCCUCCGUUGUGGCUCAUACUUGUCGCCUUUCUGUCUGAUGUUUUCUCCCCUGUCUUGAGGAGCGUCGUCGCACAGCGCAGCACAGCACAGCUGCUCCUCUAGCAGGAGGCUGCAGGCACACAGCUCUUGGCUGGCCAAAAAAUAGAAAGGGAAGCUGUGAGCCUGUUUCGGCAAGUCUUGGGAGAACUGGCGAAGGAUCAAGAAUGCUUUCAUCUGAACUGCAGAAGAAAUGCCAUUGGAACUGCUGGUAGCAGUCGUCAAACUGAUUGUUUCACUAGACCCACCCCCCCAAAAAAAAAGAGAAUUAGGAAGUGCAGUGUGCUCUGAGAGAGGCGAGCAGGCCUGCCAAAAUAAAACAACAAUGAGCUUAUGCGGCAUGAGGACCUCUGUGUUCAGGAAGCUUAUCUACCUUCGGACUUGUUGCAGGCACUAUCUCAGGAUCGCAUAUGUGUAUAGUUUAUAACAUAUUUAACUUGAAAAGCUUGGCCGCAAUCUUUAUUUUAAGGUGGCACACAGCCACUUGAAUGGUGGAAGUAUGCAGUACCGCUGAGCGACCCACACUGGAUUUGAUCCUGGCAGGCUUCGCUCGCGUAGGUAAGUCCUGCUGGCUGUGAGAGGUCCGAUCCUCUCGGCGAGGAUGGGCGGAAAGCUUUCCUCUUUGACGGUGCCAAGUCACCGGCCUCCCUUCGCGUGCCUGUUGCUACCACACUGUAUUACUGUAAUCUGACAUCCCAAAAAUGCUGAUUUACCAAACAGAGGUCGUAGAAAUGUCACUGCAGAACCCACUGGCAUUUCCAGGCUCCUACUUGCUGUCCUCUGUGCACCCACUCUGCUUCAGCCAUUUGGGCACUCCGGGAGGCUGAGAGACACGGCCGAGCCACACGUCCUGCUGGAGAGGCGGCGUAGCUGACGGAAACACCAUUUUCCUCCUACCUCAAGACAGCUGAAGUGCUUGCAAGCCUCACUGCUGCUUUAGCACACAUACAAAGCUGGGGAUCCGUGGUGACCAGGCUCUAAUUAGCUUACCCUGCAAGACCGACGAGGUUCACCGGCGCCUUUAUUGACUCUGGGGCAAACUGGGCACCCAGGCUUGCGGGCGUCAAGUGUCCUGGACCAGAGCUGCUUGGAAAACCGGGGUUUGUACUGCAGAUAGCUGACCUGCUGUCUCCUCCUACGCUCUCCCUGCCCACCAAAGCUCUAAACCGAAAGUUGGUGUUGGUAAAAGUUUUGCAAAGAAUUCAGACUUUUCCAUAGAAAUCCUGUCUGUCUGGUGUGAAAUUUAGUUUUGUUAAAACCUACUUGUUUUGUCCUAAAACUGCUGUAGGAGAGGCCUGAGCAGCCAUGCCCUGGGUGUGGUGCUGCUAAAGGGGAAGUGGGUUUGGGGAGAGGCGGUGGAGAUCAGCGCCACCACGGAGGUGUUUGAGAUGUUCGAGAGACGUAAGCAAGGAAGGGCCACAGUUAGAGUCGUGUGCCUUUCUGCUCAAAAGAGCUGCCUUUCUUUCAGGGUGUACAAAUAACACUUGUCACGGAAAGCUUUUGGUGUGUGCUGCAGUGCUAAAAGAGCAGCUAAGGCGCGUGUCACAGCAGGGGACAGGGAACAUCCCCACGGGCAGGUGAAACUGCUGUGCUGCUGCAGAUCCCAAAUCGCAGGGUGACGGCACAGCGGCCUCCGAGGCGGCCUGCGAUAGCGGACAGAUCAGCUCGUGUUUGACCAGAGCAGUUCUUUUCAUGCUGUCAGAAAAUCUUCUGAAGUAGAAAAACACCAAGUUAUUGGAGACAACUGAGUCACUUGUUAUUCUAGUUUAUUGUAAAAAUAUUUAAACUUUGAGAAACCUGGUUAAGGGAGCAUUCAGAAGGUUAGAAAAGAAAGAGCUCUUUUGGUAUUUUUUCCCCCCCUAAAAGGACAUAAACAUAUAGAUUGGCAGGGACUGUCCUUAGAUCAGAACGGCCCCCUUUCAACUUCCAUGUGUCCCCUGCUUGCCCCCACCGCUCUCUUACGUUGAUCAUAUGCUGGUCAUUGGUUUCUAACUUCCACUUUUUAACUAAAAGCUAAGUUUGGGGGUUUAUUCAGAUUUUUCAUUUAAGGUCUGGCUUUGCUUGCGGCUCCAGGCUCUGUGAUACGCAUUCUUGCGUAAGCACCACACGUAAACCAGGAACAAUUAAAACAAAAUUAAAAAAACAGUUUUAAAGGCAGAGAGGUCCUCCCCCAAGGCUUUUAUUUUUUUGUUUUAGUCAAAUUCAACAAUACUCGGAAGAGGGUAAGGAGGAGGGGGAUCGGGGGAGGAUGGCAAAGGCCGGACCUGCUGUGGCCACCCCAUCAUUAGGGAUGCUGGCGGUCAGGGAGCUGCUGCAGCCCCUGCUGUAGCACCCUACGGGUGCUACAUAGCAGAAAGGAGUCCCUGGUUGAAGUCUGUUCUUAACUACUCAUCCCUUGGCCAAAGAGGAAAGAAAACCCAUGAAAGCACCUGAAAAUUGAGUCAGCUUUUGACAGCAUCACGUCUGACAGCGUAGCCCAGGCAAGAGCCCAUGGCUGGCACUGGCUCUGGGGUCAGCCAGGAACACUGCUGGUAGUGUCUUCCUUUUGCUGGGGGUCGGUUCUGGUGUUAUUGGUGUGUAUUUCUUUAAAAAGUAUCAUGAGAGCUGAUGCAGAGAGAGGCUGUGCACCUAAAUGAGAGUGGGACAGCCAGUGGUUCCUUAGGAAACUCCCAUCUCCUGGGAGGACGGGCAUUGCCUGGCUCAGCACUUGCUGUGCCUUCUCCAGCACCACCAGUGUUCCUGGUUUAAAAGGGAGAGGAGCGCUCAAGGAGCAGCAUGGUUCUCGCUUGAUGGGAAAGGUCACGCUGUGGGGUUGCCAGCUGAAGCUGGGUUGCAGGACGAUGUAGGACACAAACAAGCGAAAUGGUUUCAGACCUGUGGUUGGUGUUGGGGUGAUCAGCUGGGAUCCCCCUGCGGCUGGCACGGCCGGUGAGCGGGCCAGCGUGCCGGCACCCAGGCACGGGAGGGAGGAGACCAGCGAUGAGAUGGAGCUCUUGUACUGAAAUCUGUGGCCACUGUAUAACAAAAUAGCCUGCGACAAACACCUGCUUGAAAUACUUCCUAAAGAAUCGUAAUGAAAUCAAUUCGAUCAGUUCCUUCCUGGAGCGAUUUCAGUGCUGAACUGGGAUUUACACACAUUCCCAACGUCUUUAUUCCGCUCGGGUUUAACAGGGCCUUAUUCUGCAGUCUUGCCAUGAUCACGCGUUUAAGCAAGGCGUAGCAGGAUGCAAAGUUUGUUUGCUUUUAGGUCUAAGCUGUUUUUUCCGUUUAUAAUGCCUUUAUUACAGGAGGCAGCAUUAAAUUCUUUACUGGCAGAUAGGAACACUUUACCUGAGAAAAGUCAACAGCCAUUUAGCUGGAGCCAGGUGCUUUCGGCCAGCUCACUUUUGCCGGCAGUAGCGCCUGCUCUCUUCCAUGUCGCUAAUUACAUCGUAAGUGUAGAUUUUGGAGUUGCAUUCACUUGAAGUGAUUCAGUGGUUUAGUAAUUCAAAGACCAUCAGAUGCUGUGAUGAGAAUGAAGCACAGGGCAAUGCCUUUUCUUUGUUCCCGUUCCGCAAAACUUGCUCAGGUCUUAAAAAAAAAAAUAAAUAAAAAAGCCACCAAAAUAGCAGACUUUUGCCAUGUCAAAGCCAGAAUAUUUUUUGUUCAAAUAAAAAUAAACUUUUGUCUUGUGCAAAUGAAGCAUUAUACGUUUUUUGUAUUUGUAAAUCUGUGGGGAAGCAUUAAACAAUCAUCUCUGUUACGAAGGAGUAAGUCAUUGAUAGAGGGAAGGGGCUCACCUUCCUGAUGUUUCAUUGUAAUGUUUGUUGUAUAUAUUUGCACAUUAAACUGUAUAUCUUUUUUCUAAUAAAUUAAUAUAAAAUAUAA